Vanessa tameamea is the source of this 1383-nucleotide messenger RNA. RefSeq lists its product as uncharacterized. Bases 1 to 1383 code for a protein of 460 amino acids. Lineage: Eukaryota; Metazoa; Arthropoda; Insecta; Lepidoptera; Nymphalidae. Gene Ontology annotation, molecular function: nucleic acid binding. The record is from RefSeq and is a predicted model, not a curated record. The transcript has a single exon.
AUGACAUGUUUGCCUUUUGGCCUGGCCUCGGCGCCACAUCUCUUCUCGUCCGUAACAUGCUGGGUCGCGGAGACCCUGCGUGCCAAGGGAUGUCGUGUACUAGUCUACCUAGACGACUACCUUAUAGUCAACCAAAACCGAUCCAAGUUAUGUCUUCAGGCCUCGGAGGCCGUGAGGCACUUGGAAGAUCUGGGCUGGAUACUCAAUUACAAAAAAUCAAUCUUAACACCGACACAAGACCUAGAAUACCUUGGCAUCCGCUGGCAAACUUUAGAGAACAGGAUGUCAUUACCAGAAAAGAGGAUAUCCAGCCUCAAAGCAACCAUAAAUCAAUCGUUGCUAAAAAGACAGAUCACGCUUCGCGAAUUACAGAGUGUACUGGGACAGUUCAAUUUCGCCAAUUUUGUCAUACCUCGAGGCAGGUUACAUUGUCGACAAGCACAAAUCUUGCUUCGACAUUUCAACAAGAAGCAACCAAGGCAAAGAAAAUCAAUCCCCCACGUGGUGUAUCAAGAGAUGAGGUGGUGGCUCGGCGCUACUCAUCGCUCAUCGAUAAUACACAAAAAGCCGGUUACUCAUUUCCUAACAACGGACGCUUCGGAUCUAGGUUGGGGUGCCCAUCUAAAUGGGCAUAUAAUGUGGGGAACCUGGUCUCCCCAGCAACAAAGAUGGCACAGCAACAAGAAAGAGCUGUAUGCAGUAAUGGCAGCGAUCAGAGCAAACACCGUAGUCCUACGCAAAUCUCAUGUCCUCAUCCAAUCAGACAAUCGAACUUUGAUUGCCUAUAUUCGGAAAGAGGGCGGAACGAGAUCGUUGACACUACUGGGGUUGACGUACGAACUACUAACUCUAACAGACCAGUUCAAGAUAACUCUAUCGGCACAUUACCUACCAGGAAGGUACAACACAAUUGCAGACCGAUUGUCACGAAAGAAAGAGGUUGCAGAAUGGCACCUCUUGCCUCAAGCAACUGGACAAGUCUUCAGGAAGUGGGGUCGACCAGAAAUAGAUCUCUUCGCUUCGCGACGAAGUGCUGUAGUAACAAACUACGUAUCUAUAGAUUGCAGAGAUCAAUCAGCAAGCUAUAUAGAUGCCUUCAGCAGAACUUGGCAACACAAACUAGCAUGGGUGUUCCCCCCGCCGAGCCUACUACCCAGAGUUUUGGCACACCUGAACCAUGCGACAGGAACUUAUUUGGUAGUAGCACCGGAUUGGCCUCAGGCUUUCUGGUUGCAAGACCUGAAGUCCAGAGCGUUGGAUCACCCACACGAAAUACAGAAUCUAUCGAAAACAUUGAUCGACAUGACAACAUUACAGACACCGCCGCAAGUACACCUAUUAACCUUGAAAGUUUGGAAAACUGGGGGUGGGGUUCCCAAAUAA